This is a messenger RNA of Fonsecaea multimorphosa CBS 102226, 1503 nucleotides long. Its product is annotated as homoserine O-acetyltransferase. The record is from RefSeq and is a predicted model, not a curated record. Lineage: Eukaryota; Fungi; Ascomycota; Eurotiomycetes; Chaetothyriales; Herpotrichiellaceae. Gene Ontology annotation, biological process: L-homoserine metabolic process. Gene Ontology annotation, molecular function: homoserine O-acetyltransferase activity. The transcript is spliced from 2 exons. Bases 1 to 1503 code for a protein of 500 amino acids.
AUGAUUGACCGGCUACUAAAUCCCGUAGAGAGUGCCAAAGGACAACCUGAAAACCCUUUCGCCAAACUCGUCACCGAGCAAGAUAUCGUCAUUGUUCCUUCUUUCACACUCGAAUCCGGCGUCGUUCUCCAAAACGUCCCUGUCGCAUAUACCGUCCGUGGGCAACUCUCAGAAGCCGGGGAUAAUGCCCUGGUGAUAUGCCAUGCCCUCAGCGGCAGUGCGGAUGUGGCCGACUGGUGGGGACCUUUACUAGGAGGACCGGGCCAAGCAUUCGACGUGACGAGAUUCUUCGUUGUCUGCCUGAACAGCCUGGGGAGUCCCUAUGGUAGUGCCAGUCCAGUGACGAACAAAAAUGGCGACCCGGCACAAGGCAGAUACGGGCCAGAGUUUCCUUUGACCACGAUAAGAGAUGACGUGCGGAUACAUAAGAUUGUCCUCGAUCAUCUCGGCGUUCGACAGAUCGCGUGCGUGGUCGGUGGGUCUAUGGGAGGCAUGCUAAGUCUGGAGUAUGCGUACUUUGGGAAGGACUACGUGCGGAGCAUUGCACCCAUAGCGACGUCGGCGACUCACAGCGCCUGGGGCAUCAGCUGGGGAGAAGCUCAACGGCAGGCGAUCUACUCGGACCCCAAAUAUGAAGAUGGGUACUACUCGUUUGAGGACCCUCCUACCGCGGGCUUGGGUGCAGCCCGCAUGUCGGCUCUGCUCACAUACCGAAGUCGAGAUUCGUUUGAGGCUCGCUUUGGUCGCAAUACCCCAGACCUGUCGAAGAAACCCUCGAUCAAUCAAGGACAGAGGACCAACGGUGUUCAGAACGAGCACUGGAGCAUCCACAACGAUGGGCACAAGCGGGCCAAAGGAUCCCGCGAUUCUCGCCCUGCGUCCCGCAACGGCACCCUGUCCGAGCCACCCUCAGAGCGACACUCACCUGACCGCGAGGAGCGGCCGGCGACAUUCAAAGACCCUCAGUUUAAUGGGGCCACCGAGUUUGUCAUACCUGUGCCCGUUGUCGAGAAGACAACGUCCAAACCGACACAUCAUUACUUCUCGGCACAGUCGUACCUGCGGUACCAAGGCACCAAAUUUGUGACCCGGUUCGAUGCAAAUUGCUACAUCGCCAUCACUCGCAAGCUGGAUACACACGAUGUUUCGCGGGACCGGGCAGCCACCGUCAAAGAAGCUCUCGCGCAAAUCGAACAACCAGCAUUAGUACUGGGGAUUGAGUCGGACGGCCUGUUCACCAUCGCGGAACAAGAAGAGCUGGCUGACUGCAUCCCCAACGGACGACUUGGGAAGAUCGACAGUCCCGAGGGCCACGAUGCAUUUUUGUUGCAAUUUGAGCAAGUGAAUAGCUACCUGUUGAGCUUCUUCAGAGAGGUGCUGCCGGACAUUAUGAAUAAACCGGGCAUCGGCGGUCCAGACGGAGAGGUCAAAGAUGGGGUGGGUCAGAUGACCAAGUCGAGUACGUUUGGCGAGGCUGAGGUCGGCGACUUGACUGCUUGGUAA